CUUAGCAGAAUCCACAAUAUCAAAUGUCACUAAUGUCUGCAAGUAUUUUCAGAGGAGAAACAGGAGUUGUUGACUCUUACAGAAAUUGGAUAUUGAUGAUAUGCACUUGUGUGCAGGAGAAUGAUUCGGUUAAUACACUAGUGCAAUCUUUCAAAUAUUUCGGAGAUGCCUUUGAACAUAAUUUGAAACUAAAAUCUUUUCAUUUGAAGGCUAUUUUUGGUGUCAAUUUGCGAUAUUGCAGAGUUGUAGCAAUGAUUCAAAAUGAAUAGACUUUACAUACAUACAUGUUGAAUGCAUGAUCAUCUUUCCUCGUGGUUUUUACCCAUAUAUGGUUACGCUCUUUGUAAGUAUGCCGAGUUUUGUAGAUAUACUUGUUUACAUCUUUGACUUUUUGGGGUAAAACGCUACUAGUGUAUGUUGAUAAAGUAGUACAACAAACUCGCAAAUUGAACAAUGACUUGUGAUACCUUUUUCUGUUCUAGUAAUAUUUCUAGAGCAAGAUUCACUUUCAUUAUCUUGUUUCCAUUUCUGCCUUUUGUCUGCUAUAAAAGUUCCGUGCUUGUGUGUCAUACCCUCAAUUUGCAAGUUUCUGUCGAUCUUACUUGUGUUUGUCAAAACCAGCCAUGUUCAAAAGAUUGUCACUUUCAUCAUCUUGUAGAAAGAACAGUCGUGAAAAGUUCACUAUAAUUGAGCUUGGUCCCAAGAAGAGAUGAAAUUGGACUAGAUACGUUGUUUGCUUGUAAACUUUGAGUCGUUUUUGAAGCUCUUUGAAAAAUGAAACCUUGCCAACAACU
This is a messenger RNA of Galdieria sulphuraria, 794 nucleotides long. RefSeq lists its product as uncharacterized. The transcript has a single exon. The record is from RefSeq and is a predicted model, not a curated record. Lineage: Eukaryota; Rhodophyta; Bangiophyceae; Galdieriales; Galdieriaceae. Bases 24 to 269 code for a protein of 81 amino acids.